GCGACGGUGAAAGAUAAUCCCUUUUGUAAAUUUCCCUCUCUGGUCUAGCCACGAAAGGAGAGAGAGAGAGAUGGACCCUGAAGCUGCCAGCCCAGAGCCGCCUCUUCACCCUCCCCCCCCUCUCCCGCCGCCCCCAGGACCCCGGCACCGGGGGGCGCCAGCGAGCAGCCGGUGCGACGAAGAGCUGACCAGCCUGAACUGGCUCCACGAGAACACCAACCUGCUUCAAGAGCUGAGGCUGGGGGGAGAUGGGGAGCAACCCCCGUCUCUCACCACCCUCCUCCUCCGAGGCGCGCUCACGGACUGCCAGGGCCACGGACAGGGCUCCCCCAGGAUCCAGCUCCCUCCUGGGGCUGGCGAGCCCAGGUCAGACCCCGCUUCCACCUCCUCGUCGUGCUGCAAGCCCCCUUACUCCUUCAGCAGCCUGAUCUUCAUGGCCAUCGACGGCUCUCCCAACCGGUGCCUCCCGGUGAAGGAUAUCUACGACUGGAUCCUGGUCUCUUUUCCCUACUUCCAGAAAGCGCCGGCGGGCUGGAAAAACUCCAUCCGGCACAACCUGUCCCUGAGCAAGUGCUUCAAGAAGAUGAGGAAGGACAAGAGCAAGAACAUGGGAAAGGGCUCGCUGUGGAGCGUGGACCCGGAUUACAGACCUGCCCUCCUGGAAGCUGUCCGGAAAACCAGCAGCUGCAUCGGGACACUCCAGCUAAUGACAGACUGCAGCCCCAGCGUUGCAGCUCCCUACACAGAGGAGCCCUGCGAUUAUCCAGGCUCCGAACCCCAAAAUCCUUCCCCGGUCGCCGUCUCCCCCGACGCCCCCUGCCUCUGGGGGUCAAACCCUUUGACCUCCGACCCCAGCGAGGACCACAACUACAGCAUCUACAAGAUGGCAGCCUGCCUGGCGGCCGGGGGCGUGUUCCAGGUGGAUGUGGGCGUGGCCGGGCCCGGGGGGGAGGGGCUGGAGGAGCUGGGGGCGAUCGAGUACUGCGAGGAGGAGGAGGAGGAGGAAGGGGGGGGCUGCGUCAAGGACCCCCUGGCGGACAGCGGCUACAUCGAGUAUUUUGUGUUCGAGGCGGAGGGCGGCGCCAGCGUGGACCUGCGGGUUCUGGAGCCCGAUCUGGACCUGCAGGAAGCGGCCGGGUCUCUCCUCAACCUGGCCGGCCUCAGUUACUCGCAUUAAAGGCAGCGCUGUUUUGUUUUUUUCAAA
This is a messenger RNA of Polyodon spathula (Mississippi paddlefish), 1204 nucleotides long. Its product is annotated as forkhead box protein N2-like. Gene Ontology annotation, molecular function: cis-regulatory region sequence-specific DNA binding; DNA-binding transcription factor activity. Gene Ontology annotation, biological process: regulation of DNA-templated transcription. Gene Ontology annotation, cellular component: nucleus. The record is from RefSeq and is a predicted model, not a curated record. The transcript is spliced from 5 exons. The coding region runs from base 71 to 1177 and encodes 368 amino acids. NCBI's taxonomy places the organism in Eukaryota, Metazoa, Chordata, Actinopteri, Acipenseriformes, Polyodontidae.